Molecule: messenger RNA, 2153 nt
Organism: Priapulus caudatus
Lineage: Eukaryota; Metazoa; Priapulida; Priapulimorpha; Priapulimorphida; Priapulidae
Product: cell division cycle 7-related protein kinase-like
Exons: 10
Coding region: 1-1629 (542 amino acids)
Biological process (GO): mitotic DNA damage checkpoint signaling; protein phosphorylation
Cellular component (GO): nucleus
Molecular function (GO): protein serine/threonine kinase activity; ATP binding
Source: RefSeq, a predicted model, not a curated record
AUGCUGUUCCGGCAAGAUCGAGAUGCUUUCCAACAUCCCACGACGCAAGAUCGGAAGGGUACGUUCAGCUGUGUGUAUCUGGCCAUCGGUAAGCCGCCGCACGGGAGCAGCAAGUUCGCCGUGAAACACGUCGUGCCAACGAGUCAUCCGCGCCGCAUCGAGAACGAGCUGCAAUGCAUGACCGACCUGGGAGGCGUUAGCAACGUGAUCAAGGUGGAGACGUGUCUGAGACGCCGGGACCACACAGUCAUCGUCAUGCCGUACUUCCCACACGAGAAGUUUCAGGACUACAUGUUGGAUAUGACGGUGUGUGAGGUGACGGAGUACAUGAGGAACCUGCUGCUCGCCCUCAGACACGUGCACGCUGCCGGCAUCAUACACAGAGACCUGAAACCAAGCAACUUCCUCUACAGCCGAAACACGAAAGAGUAUGCGUUGGUGGAUUUUGGCUUGGCACAGAAGCCAGAUGUCACUGAUGACUCAUCAUCUAUGAAGCCAGUAACCCGUUCCAGAAGCUUCUCUCUGGGAAGCAAGGUUUUACAGGCCGUGAAGAAACAACUGCCAAAAGCGAGGUCGGGCUCAACAGGGGGCGCUGCUGCGAGCAGCGACAGCAAAAGAACGCCCGAUGAGUCUUUGGUGAACACAUCGAGUCAGAGCGUGGUGAAGAAGAGAAGGACCAGUGAGGAGAGCUCUGGUGUUCACAGUCUCACGUCAGGCCAUGAGAACAAAGCUGCAAUGGACGCAUUACUGGCAGUUGGUAAGACAAAGGCGACGCAUGCUGCUGGGGGAAGGGUUGCAGCAGUCGAUACCGCAGCGUUCUUCUUCGCGAAAAGCUACCAGUCUCCGCGGCGCACCCUGCUGGCGAGAAGAGCCAUCAUGAGCAUGGGAGGGCGACAUGGUUCAGCGUCAACAAGUACUUGUAAGACCCAGCAGACUGUCAGAGACGUGAAGAAGAAGUAUGCGAUUAAGGACUGCAGUGUUCGCAUCCACAUGACCUGCGCAUGUCAUGGCAAGCCCAAGGUCUGCAGAGUGUGUCUCGCAAGGAAGAGUCAGUUUGCACCGAGGGCCGGCACACCAGGGUUCCGACCUCCCGAGGUGCUACUGAAGCACCCUCUACAAACAACAGUUUGUGGGAACCAUAUUAUCAUGUCUUCGCCUGCCCUGAACGCAUGGUCACAAAUCUUUGUUACAGACAAGACUGUGCUGUGCAGUCAGCGAUGUCCUGCCCUCGAUCUACGGAAGCUGUGCGAGAGACUGCGCCACGGCAACGACGUCGCCAUGGAGACGAGGCGCACGCGACGCGACAGCGCGCGUGGCUCCCCCUGUCGGCAGUGCAGGCAGGUGCCGUGCAUGUGCAGGAAUCCGGGCGCCAGGAUGGCGAGGACGUCGGCGGGUAGCGCCACAUGUGCAUCACCGCGCCGCUCGAGCGACGUCGGUGGCGUAGGGGGCGCCACUCCACGGCCCGCACGCGCGAGGGGCGGCGAUUCGUGGAAGGAAGUGCCGCCAAGUGCGUACGCACUACUGUAUCAGCUGCUGGACUUGAACCCGAGCACCAGGAUUACGGCUGCCGAGGCCAUGGAAAGCCCGUUUCUAACAGAAGGUAGGGAACCGGGAUGUCGCGAGAAAUAGCGCAAUAUGUGCGGAGACGUGCAUGUAUUGUCGCUGUACUUGUGUUGUCGGUUUCUGCUGGUGUCACUGUCCGUAUUGCAUCACUGAAACGGAAUCGCACAAUUUUUUGUCUUCGGAUGAAAUGACAGCACUCUAUAUUUUCUAAUACCCGAGACUGUAUAUAUCGUUCUUGAACUGUGAAUGCACUAGAACUGCCAAAUUUGCUUGUGUUGAGGCCGCUUUCUGCGUGCGUGCGUGCGUGCGUGCAUGUGAGUCCACGUUCGAGUUGUACGUGUGAAAACAUUCCCAUAGACAUAGAGAGCAAGUCAAAUUAUGUUUUGAAAUUUAUUGCAUGUAAUCUUCUAAUCUAAAGGCAGAGUCGCCUCUCUAAUCACUCUGAUUGGCUAAUAAUUGUUUUCACGUUUCUCGUCACGGUUACUAUGGUGACGCAAUAUGUUACUGAGAGCUAGGUUAUUGCCUAGUUGUCCAAUACGAAAAAUAUUCUGUAACAAAGUUUAAUAAAUAUAUACUAAUUGAUGUUUUUA